CAGUAUUUAAAGCUGUCACAACACCAAUGGAUCGGCAGGACAGAAGGAGAAUCAAUCCUCCCAGCGGAGGCACAGCUCCUCCACUCUUUGCUUCAGCCAUUGCUUUGGCAGGCGCAUCACAAUUCAAAAGACCAAUACGAUCAAGAAAACCCGAUGAGCUCCGCAAGAUAUUUCUUCAAACUGGUCUUGUGCCUUCAGCAUCAGGUUCAGCCUAUCUAGAACUUCAGUCACCCUCUCCAUCUGGGACUCACGAUCUUGUAUCAUCUAAGUCUUCACUGAAGCUCACAUGUUCGGUCCACGGCCCUAAACCUCUGCCUCGCUCUGCCCCAUUCUCUCCUCAUCUCGUUCUUACAACACAUGUCAAGUUUGCUCCAUUUGCUGCUCGCCAGCGUCGUGGAUACAUUCGUGACUCCUCAGAACGUGAUCUAGGUGUCCACCUCGAGACCGCUCUGCGAGGUGCGAUUAUUGGAGAGCGUUGGCCCAAGAGUGGAGUAGAUGUGAUCAUCACUAUACUCGAGGGCGAAGAAGACAGAUGGUGGGGAGAUGAAGUAGGAGGUGGGACAAAGGGUAUCGGGGGUGCCGGAUGGGGUCUUAUGACUGUCCUCGCUGGCUGUAUCACAUGUGCUAGCGCAGCCAUUGUCGACGCUGGUAUAGAUUGCGUCGACAUGGUUUCCGGUGGAGUUGCAGCUCUCCUGCCCGCACCGGAACGAAGUGAGAAGGGUAAGGGCAAGGAUGUUCAAGAAACUACAGUUGUGUUGGAUCCAUGUCCGAGCGAGCACCAGGAGAUACAGGCCGUCUGUGUAGUUGCGUAUCUUCAAGGCCGUGACGAGAUCACGGAACUCUGGGUGAAGGGUAAUGCUGGGGAUGCUGCGGCAGCCAUCGUCGACAAUGCCGUUAGAGCAGCAGUAGCUUCGAAGGCGGUUCUCACUGAAGCUGUUAAAGAAGCUGCUGAGCUCAAGUUUUCCGUUGAGUCCGGUCGUCCUCAAGAACAUCCCAAAGGUUCACGCGAUCUCGAAAUGAGUGGAUGACCGAACAGAACAUUGAAUUAUAUGAUACCCACAUUGCAUAGCGCCGGCGUUCCAAAAAAUCGACUGUUCAUUUUCACAGCUUGUCUUUCUCUGUGCUAUCUCUCAUCCCAUUCCAUCCACAAUGUGCCUAUGCCUAGUCUCCAUCAUAGGACGGCGAAAGGAUCCUUCCUGCUCGCGCUGUGCCAUCUGAAGAGGAUAGACCAACAUUCAAUUGCCAAGCCACAGUCUCAAGCGUUAUGCCUAAUGUCAUCGCAUGAAAAUGCAAGUUUCCUGCUACGUCGCGCAGAUGAAAUCUAUCAAUUCAAUCGUAUCUUUCGAUAUUAAAGCGGAGAG
Molecule: messenger RNA, 1361 nt
Organism: Pseudovirgaria hyperparasitica
Lineage: Eukaryota; Fungi; Ascomycota; Dothideomycetes; Acrospermales; Acrospermaceae
Product: exoribonuclease family protein
Exons: 2
Coding region: 27-1028 (333 amino acids)
Biological process (GO): rRNA catabolic process; nuclear mRNA surveillance; poly(A)-dependent snoRNA 3'-end processing
Cellular component (GO): nucleolus; nuclear exosome (RNase complex); cytoplasmic exosome (RNase complex)
Source: RefSeq, a predicted model, not a curated record